UCUUAAUAAUGAUAAGGCGCUCGGCAGAACCAUAUAAGAACACAGACGAGGGCUGCUGUCCAAACCAAGCCAUUCAUUACCACCGACCGGUAGACAUGGUCAACAUACGACUAGUUAUCCAGCUCCUGCUGUUGUGCUCCGUGGCACUGGCACUGGCCAGCGGCAGCGUACCUCUGAAGGAUUCCGUCGAAGGCUUUCAAACUGCUGCCAGGCUCGGACGCCUGGGCGUGGAGUUUUAUCACUUCCAAAACAUAACACUCGAUGACCUUUCGUAUGAUCGGCUGGCCACUGCUGAGGAUCUUAAGUGUGUAUCGGACCUCGCACUGCUCACCAAUGGUCUUAAGUCCUUGAAAUUUUGGGCGCUAAAGAUGAUCGACUCGUGGGGCUCAGUGCCUUCGGGCAUUCUUACCGGCAACCUCAUCGAUCUGGGAAACUACGACGAGUGCCUCCGCAUAGACCAUGCCGUCACCAGUGGUCACAGUAUCAGAGGCAAAUACUGCAUCGCCAGAUUUGCAAUCCUGCCAAACGUGUCGGCGCUUUUGGCCCUGAAAACAGCCGUCUGCUUUCCAGCCUCCUGUACGGCUGUCCACAUGGACACGAUGCUGCGUAGACUCUUCCAGAGUAUUCUCAACAUGGAACUCAGUCCGGAUGCGGCGCUGGUAAACGAGGAUACAUGCCAAACUGCCGAGAAAGAACCAUUUGAUGCCCUCACUAUAUUCACCAUUGUGGUGCUCUCUAUAUUGGCUGCCCUGAUGGUCCUGUCCACGCUGUGUGACUACUUCCUGUCCCGAGACCAAUCCCUCAACCCAUGUAUUAAGGCAUUCUCGGCACGCGCCAAUUGUCGAAUCCUCUUCCGACUGGUUGAGCCCGGAAGUAAUCCGAAUGUCAUCGACUGUCUCCACGGCAUCCGCUGCCUGUCGUUUAUUUGGGUUGUUUAUGGACACGUUUACCUCGUGAAUGUCUUCGCUCCCAAUCUGAAUUACGCUGAUUUGCACACGUGGCGCAAGUCGGCGUACAGCAUGCUGUUGCAGCAUGCAGCCUAUUCGGUGGACACUUUCUUUUUCCUGAGCGGCCUACUCCUGGUAGUGAUAGCCCUAAGAACCAUGGAGAAGACCAAGGGAAAGCUGAACGUACCCCUUAUGUAUCUGCACCGCUACUUGCGACUCACGCCGAUCCUUGCAAUGGCCAUCAUUAUAUACAUGAAGAUCCUGCCGCGCGUGGGCGAUGGCCCCCUGUACGGUUCCGUGAACUUCGAUGACUACUCGCAGUGCGAGGACACGUGGUUCUGGACACUCCUGUAUGUGCAGAACUAUGCCACCAAUAAUAUCUGCUUGGGUCAUUCCUGGUACCUGGCCGUGGACAUGCAGCUCUACAUUAUCGCGCCCCUGCUGCUGAUCGCUCUCUACAAGUGGGGCAGAAAGGGGGCCGCCCUGAUUUUCGUGCUUAUGCUGCUCCUGGCUUCCUGUCUCUUCACCAUGAUGAUCGUGAAGAACUUGUCUCUGCUGGUUCAGACCGACGUUGCCAUGAAGGAGAUUUACUUUUCAACUCAUACGCGGGCCUCGCCCUUCCUCAUUGGAAUCCUCUUCGGCUACUUCCUGCACGUCAAUCGUAGAAGAUCCUUCAAGCUUAGCCGCCCCGCCGUCCUGCUAGGCUGGCUGGUCAGCCUGUCGCUGCUCUUCACCUGCAUAUUCGCAGUCUUUCGCUAUGCCAAGCACCUGGACACGCCGUCCAUACUGGAGGAGGCCUUCUACCUGACGUUAACGCGCAUCGCCUGGCCGCUGGGCCUCUGCUGGCUGGUCUUCGCCUGCAUGCAAGGAUAUGGUGGAUUGGCCAACAGCUUCCUUUCCUCGCCGCUCUGGCAACCGCUAUCGCGUCUCUCCUAUUCCGCCUACAUCUUCCACAUGUUCAUUGAGACACUGAAUGCCGGCCUCACGCGCACAAACACCUACUUCAGUGACUAUCAAGUGAUGCUCCGCUUCUGGAGUGACUUCGGAUUCGUGGUGCUCCUUUCCUUUGCCGCAUACAUCCUGAUCGAGGCACCCUUUGGCAACCUGGAAAGCCUCCUGCUGCCUGUCCAAAAGUCCACUCCCCCCCUACGGUGAAGGUGCAACCAGUG
Drosophila serrata is the source of this 2116-nucleotide messenger RNA. RefSeq names its product nose resistant to fluoxetine protein 6. NCBI's taxonomy places the organism in Eukaryota, Metazoa, Arthropoda, Insecta, Diptera, Drosophilidae. Gene Ontology annotation, molecular function: acyltransferase activity, transferring groups other than amino-acyl groups. The record is from RefSeq and is a predicted model, not a curated record.